Molecule: messenger RNA, 897 nt
Organism: Lotus japonicus
Lineage: Eukaryota; Viridiplantae; Streptophyta; Magnoliopsida; Fabales; Fabaceae
Exons: 1
Coding region: 1-897 (298 amino acids)
Source: RefSeq, a predicted model, not a curated record
AUGGAACUCAUUGAGAAGGUUGGCCUUAUGAAGACUGUUGUACAAGAAGGUAGAUGCUUUGAGAGACUUGUGAAGGAGUUUGUGGUAAAUCUGUCUGUGGAAGUGGGACUUCCUGAGAGUGAUGAGUACAUAAAGGUGUAUGUCAGGGCAAAACGUGUGAAGUUUUCUCCUGAUGUGAUCAAUAAAGCACUUGGAAUAAGUGCUGAUGCAGUUGUUGCUGAAGAACAAUCCUUGGAUGUGAUUACCAAGGAACUUACUGCUGGGAAGGUUCAGAAAUGGCCAAAGAACAAGUUGUUGUCCAUUGGGAAUCUCAGUGUGAAAUAUGCAAUCCUGAACAGGAUUGGUGCUGUGAAUUGGGUCCCUACCCAACAUACUUCUCCUAUCUCUGCUACUCUUUCUAGGUUAAUUUACAAGAUUGGUACUAUGGUUCCUAUUGACUUUGGCACUUUUGUUUUUGAACAGACCUUGAAGCAUGAAGAAACAUGUGCUGUGAAACUGCCUAUCUCUUUUCCAUCUCUUAUCAAAGAGAUCAUUCUGCAACAGCAUCCAAAGAUAGUCAGGAAUUAUGAAGAGGCUAUGCCCAAGGGUGCUUCUAUCACCUUGGAUCAUCGUUUGUUUUCUGGACCUCAUGUCCCAGACAUUGCUGUUUCAUCUAGAAGGACAUGUGCUUCUGCUCCAGUGACUAAGUCUGGAAGGAAGGCUAUUAUUGAUGAAUUGCAAGCAGCUUCCAAGGCUCUUCAGGAGACUAUUAAAGUGAGCACUGCAAGGAAACUCAAAGUGGAUGAGAUGCUGCUUAAGCUUCAAGAGGAAGAAGGCCAAGACGGUGAGCCAAGUUCUACUGCUGUUACUGCACAUGCAAGCACUGAUGAAGAUGAAGGAUCUGAUGAGAGUGGAUAA